Molecule: messenger RNA, 495 nt
Organism: Camellia sinensis
Lineage: Eukaryota; Viridiplantae; Streptophyta; Magnoliopsida; Ericales; Theaceae
Product: protein CYSTEINE-RICH TRANSMEMBRANE MODULE 6
Cellular component (GO): plasma membrane
Source: RefSeq, a predicted model, not a curated record
UUAUUGUUUUAUUUUAUAUAUAAAACCCAAUCGUGAUCUUAUAUAUAUCUGCUCCAUCCCUUUAUCCCUCAUAGUAUUGUAUUGUGGUAAGAUAGAAUAGACAGAUAGAUAGAUAGAUAGAUCUGUUUUCAACAUGAAUCACUACAAUCAAAACCAGCCUCAAGUUGCAUAUCCUCCACCUGGCACUGCAUACCCUGCAGCAGUAGCACCACCACCACCACCAGCAGGUUAUCCCAUGAGAGAUGAUCAAGUUCAACACCAUAACCCACAACCUCUACCCCAAACCCAAUCCAGGGGUGAUGGCUUCUGGAAGGGAUGUUGUGCUGCCUUGUGUUGCUGCUGUGUAUUGGACGCCUGUUUCUGAUCUGAGGAUGGAUUGAUGUAUUUCGUUGUCAAACUCUCACAUGUCAUAUUUAUUAUUAUAUCGCAAUGUUGUAUUUUUGGAUUGUUAUUUGUCUAAUAAAAAGCGACUUCUGGAUUGUUUAAUUCUCUCAA